ACCUUUUUCCUACACACUCUCUGAGACCUAAACAUCACUAUCUUAGCCACUACCCAGAGCUAACUGUUUAUUUUGGACCACUCAUACGCUUAUGGACAUUACGCUUUGAGAGCAAGCAUAUGUAUUUUAAACAGUGUGCAAGAAAACUGCACAACUUUAAAAAUGUGUGCUUAACUCUUGCAGAAAGACAUCAGCUUCUGCAGGCAUUUCUUGGUGCUGGUGAGCUGUUUCCUCCUGCUAUUACUGCUGAAAAGGCAACAGAGUUUGUGAGCAAUGUCCUCCAUAAGGGAAGAACUAAAAGACAUCAUCCACAAGGCCUUACCUUCUAAUGAUGACAACAUCACACAGCUUUUGAUUGAUCGAAUUUUGGACUCUGGUUUGGAAUCCAAGGAUGACCUUAAGUUUGUUCAACAAGAGGACAUCAGUGACAUACUUCCGACUAUAAAACUGCGGAAACUACUCAGUACUUUUAAAAUGGAGACGGAAACUGUUACUUUGGAUCUUAGCAUCAUGCAGCACACUCCAUCAUCAGCUGGGAGCUCCUCACCUAUUCCAUGCUCUUCUAAUAUGUUUACUGAUGGAGAAUCAAGCAGUCUAGAAGACAGUAGACCAUCUACAUCCCAUGCUACGAAAUCAUGGCCAGAUACCUUCCAGGUGCCAUGGCAGCUUAUGCCUGGUGAAAUUCAGACAGCUAUUUCCUCUGGGAGGCGGCCUUCACCACAGGCAAGACGACAGAUGGUUAGGGUGCUUGCAGAUGAAAUGAGAAAAUAUGAGCCAACUCCAACACGCGCACAAUGUCUUACUAUUUGUAAAGGGAUAGUUCACAAAUAUCCGCAAAGUUUUGCAGAUCAGCUUCAUGAUGGCCGAAUUGUUGGUGAAGGUUAUAGCUCACUUUUGAUCCAGAUCAAGACAAGAAUAGACAAUGUUAGUCGAACCACCAGUUUCAGACAGCACAGGUCAUCAAGCAGCAGCAAUAAAAGAGGACCCACUGACACAUAUGGUUGUACGCGAUUUCAGCCUGGUCUUCCUUUAGAGGAAACGGAUGCCUCUGUUGAGAAUAAACGCCAGAAGCUGGAGAAUAUCUAUCUUCGAGAAGGAGCAAAAGGAAUAGAGAAGGCUGAAGUAAACCAACUGAUGGAGACAACGUACUGCCUUCAACGAACCCAAAUAAAUAGUGUCCCAGCUCCUUCUGUUGCAGAGAUAAUGGAAAAGUGGCCAUACCUCUUUUUUCAGAAAGGCCUGCUCACACAUUUUGAGCUACUUACCGACAUCAAUGUCCUACGUGCAUUUGAACUGUCAAUGCAAGAAUGUGGAAAGACCAUUUUAGAGUUUUUUAAAAGCAAGCCUACAAACUCUGAAGUAAAGUCAGUCCUUUCCAACGAUGCUGUCACUGAUUCAUCUUACCUCGUUGUGCUACUCCUUAUGGCUCACUUUGUUGAAAAGAAAGAAGGACUCAUUCUUCAUGAAAAUAUGUCUGCCACUCCUGCUGAUCUUGAAAAGAUGGGUAACCUGCCUGUGACUCCUCGUUUGAUCCUGCUUGGUCCAGAUGAUACUCCGGGCCAGUGGAUAAAACAAUGGAUGAUCAGCAUGGAAGGCAGAGUAAUCUGUGAGGGUGUGCAGCCCCAUUUUCUUUCUGGACUUGCUACAGUGUUUUCUUUGUACUACAUCUUCAAUUUGCAGUACCAGGAGGAAACAGCAUGCACACUGGAAUUCCUUCAAAGACGCUUUGCUGGGAUAAAUCCAGAGAAGGGAACCAAGGCUGCAAGGGGAAAUGUGACAUCAAAAAAAAGUGGCAAGACAGUUCAGAAGAAGACCAUGACUGUAAACGCCAAGGUUUCAAACCUUUUAAAAAAACUAAUGGACUUUGAAUGGGACUUUAUUUAAAAGUCCCCCCCCCCCCCCCACCCCCCACACACACACACUUUCGCAACAAUAAUAUAUAAACCAGAGGCCUUUUUUUAGUUCAUUUUGGGGCUACAUAUUUUUUUAUUUUAUAUACAAGACUACAUUGUAAAGUGGCUAUUUAUUAUUUUUUUCUAAGACAUUCGGUAAGUUGCUUCUUGUUGUACAAUGCUGAAUGUGUUCUCAACAUUUCUUGAGAACUUACAAUUUUUGCCUGUUCUUUGGCUUAAUAUUGUCAAAAUAACAAUGCUUGUUUUAUUUUGUGUUGUUUGAAAAUAAAUAUGUGAAAUAUA
This is a messenger RNA of Danio rerio (zebrafish), 2195 nucleotides long. The record is from RefSeq and is a predicted model, not a curated record. Lineage: Eukaryota; Metazoa; Chordata; Actinopteri; Cypriniformes; Danionidae.